Messenger RNA from Lodderomyces jiufengensis, 1512 nucleotides. RefSeq names its product alanine transaminase (gene ALT1). The coding region runs from base 1 to 1512 and encodes 503 amino acids. Gene Ontology annotation, biological process: biosynthetic process. Gene Ontology annotation, molecular function: pyridoxal phosphate binding; L-alanine:2-oxoglutarate transaminase activity. The transcript has a single exon. The record is from RefSeq and is a predicted model, not a curated record. Lineage: Eukaryota; Fungi; Ascomycota; Pichiomycetes; Serinales; Debaryomycetaceae.
AUGUCAAAUACUCUACUUUUAAAUAAAUAUUCAUAUUCAACUUUCAAACCUGCAGAACCAUUAACUAUCCAUGAUAUUAAUCAACAAACUGUUGAAGCAAAAUAUGCAGUUAGAGGUAAAAUACCUAUUAUUGCUGAAGGUUUACAAGAAUUAAUUAAAAUGUCACCAACAAAUCAUGGGUUACCUUUUAAUAAAAUUAUUAAUGCAAAUAUUGGUAAUCCUCAACAAUUAGAUCAAAAACCUUUAACUUGGUAUAGACAAGUACUCUCUAUUUUACAAUAUCCAGAACUUUUAAAUGAACCAAAUAAUUUCCCUAAUGAUGUUAAAGAAAGAGCUAGAAAUAUUUUAAAAAAUGUUGGAUCAAUUGGUGCUUAUUCACAUUCUCAAGGUGCUCCAUAUUUUAGACUGUCAGUUGCUGAAUUUAUUACAAAAAGAGAUGGAUUUCCAUCAAAUGCUCAAGAUAUUUUCUUGACAUCAGGUGCUUCAACUGCUGUCUCAUAUUUAUUGCAGCUUUUAUCACAAGAUGAAAAUUCAGGAUUCUUAAUUCCUAUUCCACAAUAUCCUUUAUAUACUGCAUCGAUUGCAUUGAAUGAUUCAAAACCUGUUGGUUAUUAUUUAGAUGAAUCAAAUAAAUGGUCAACCAAUCCUAAUGAAAUUCGUCAACUAUUAAAAACUAAAGCUAAAGAAGGUAUAAAUAUUAAAGCUUUGGUGGUUAUAAAUCCAGGUAAUCCAACUGGUGGGGUAUUAACACGUAAAGAUAUGGUUGAAUUAAUCUCAAUUUGUGCAGAAUAUGGUAUUGUAUUAAUUGCAGAUGAAGUUUAUCAAGAAAAUGUUUUUGAUGGUGCUUUCUUAUCAUUUAAAAAAGUAUUAUCAGAAAUGAAAAAGGAAUCACCAGAAUUAUAUAAGGAUGUUCAGUUAGCUUCAUUACAUUCUACAUCAAAGGGGGUUACUGGUGAAUGUGGUCAACGUGGUGGAUAUAUGGAAUUAGUUGGUUUUAAACCAGAUGUUAGAGAAAUCAUAUUUAAAUUAGCUUCGAUUAAUUUAUGUUCAGUAGUAUCAGGUCAAGCAAUGGUUGAAUUAAUGAUAAAUCCUCCAAAAAAGGGAGAUGAAUCUUAUGAUACUUACAUUUCAGAAACAAAUUCAAUACAUGAUGAUUUAAAAGAAAGAGCAGAACAUCUUUAUAAUGCGUUCUUAGAAAUGGAAGAUGUUUUUGUUGACAAACCACAAGGAGCAAUGUAUAUUUUCCCUAAACUUGAUUUCAAACCUGAAAUAUAUCAUAAAUUAUUUUCAAGAGCUAAAAAUUCAGGUUUACAAAUUGAUGACGUUUAUUGUAUUGAAUUGUUAGAACAUACUGGUAUAUGUUGUGUACCUGGGAAUGGAUUUGGUCAAAGACCGGGCACUUAUCAUUUGAGAACUACUUUUUUACCACCUGGUAAAGAAUGGAUUGUUAGAUGGAAAGAAUUCCAUCAUUCUUUUGUAAAUAAGUAUAAAGAUAUGACUUUAUCUUUAUAA